Messenger RNA from Polyodon spathula (Mississippi paddlefish), 397 nucleotides. Its product is annotated as S-adenosyl-L-methionine-dependent tRNA 4-demethylwyosine synthase TYW1B-like. Bases 23 to 382 code for a protein of 119 amino acids. Gene Ontology annotation, molecular function: 4 iron, 4 sulfur cluster binding. The transcript has 2 exons. Lineage: Eukaryota; Metazoa; Chordata; Actinopteri; Acipenseriformes; Polyodontidae. Gene Ontology annotation, biological process: wybutosine biosynthetic process. The record is from RefSeq and is a predicted model, not a curated record.
CAGAGCUUUAAUCAUAUCGGCGAUGAAGCUGACAAGCUUGCUCCUCUUUAUUUUGGAAGGGGUUCCUGGUGUAAAGGCAGACCGAUACGAGGAAGGAUUGGCUGUGAAACACUGUGCGCUGUCCCUGGUAGGAGAGCCCAUCAUGUACCCAGAGAUCAAUCAGUUCCUCAGGCUUCUACACCACCACCAAAUCUCCAGCUUCCUGGUGACCAACGCGCAGUUCCCUGCGGAAAUCAGGACCCUUCAGCCUGUAACACAGCUGUAUGUCAGCGUGGAUGCCAGCACCAAAGACAGCCUGAAGAAAAUUGACCGUCCGCUCUUCAAGGAUUUUUGGCAGCGCUUUCUGGACAGUUUGAAAGCCUUGGGAGACAAGGUAUGGUAGCUAGCUGUUUCAGAA